UUGAUCGGCUGCUCUUCAACACGAUAGAUUUGAUGCUGAUGUGGCUCAGAAUGGCUCCUGCUCUUCAUCUGAUCUUUCUGCUCAUCAUUCACAGGGUUUCUGCUGCUGGUUGGGGUGUGAAUUACAGUCCUUCACAAAUCUGUGCUCUACAGAACUCAUCAGUGACAAUCAGCUGCACUUUUACAUACCCGACUCCUGGAUAUCAGAUCAUGAAAGUGUUCUGGAACAAAGACCUUGUAAAAAAUGGAGGAGAGUUUGCAGAUCUGUCUGAGGACCCUGAAUACAGUCAGAGGCUUCAGUAUCUGGGAGAUAAAAAGCAGAACUGCACCAUCAGACUGAGUCAUGUGACCAAGAAUGAUGAACACGAGUAUUACUUCAGAAUCACUACUAAUGUAACUGGUGGGAGAAUUAUUGGUAUUCCAGGAGUGCAUCUUAAUGUCACAGAUCUUCAGCUGGAGUCUCCUGAGAGAGUGACAGAGGGAGAUUCAGUCCGUCUGACAUAUCCUCCAAAGAACGUCUCAGUGUCCAUCAAUGUAUCUGCUGUAGUAGUAAAGGGAGAUUCAGUGAGUUUGAUCUGCAGCAGCGACUCAAACCCUCCUGCUCUGAACUUCAGCUGGUUUAAAGGAGAAACAUCUGUAGGUUCUGGAAGAAUCUUCAACAUCUCCAAGAUCAGCUCUGAUGACAGUGGAGAAUACAAGUGUAGAGCCAGAAAUUACCUUGGAGAGAAAUACUCUGCUCCUGUGACUUUAGAUGUCCAGUGUGAGUUUAUGAACAUCCUCCAAGGAAUGUCUCAAUAUCCAUCAGAAGAUCUGCUCAGCGACUCAAACCCUCCUGCACUGAACUUCAGCUGGUUUAAAGGAGACACAUCUGUAGGAUCUGGAAGAAUCUUCAACAUCUCCAAGAUCAGCUCUGAUGACAGUGGAGAAUACAAGUGUAGAGCCAAAAAUGACCAUGGAGAGAAAUACUCUGAUCCUGUGACUUUAGAUGUCCAAUACGCACCCAGGAACAUCUCAGUGUCCAUCAGUGGAUCUGCUGUAAUAAUGUCUGGAGAUUCAGUAACUCUGAACUGCAGCAGCGACUCAAACCCUCUUGCAGAAAUCAACUGGUUUAAAGGAGAAACAUUUGUAGGAUCUGGAAGAAUCUUCAACAUCUCCAAGAUCAGCUCUGAUGACAGUGGAGAAUACAAGUGUAGAGCCAGAAAUGAACAUGGAGAGGAAUACUCUGAUCCUGUGACUUUAGAUGUCCAGUACCCACCAAGGAAUGUCUCAGUGUCCAUAAGUGGAUCUGCUGUAAUACUGUCUGGAGAUUCAGUGACUCUGAGCUGCAGCAGUGACUCAAACCCUCCUGCAGAAAUCAACUGGUUUAAAGGAGAAACAUCUGUAGGAUCUGGAAGAUUCUUCAACAUCUCCAAGAUCAGCUCUGAUGACAGUGGAGAAUACAAGUGUAGAGCCAGAAAUGCACAUGGAGAGAAAUACUCUGAUCCUGUGACUUUAGAUGUCCAGUAUCCACCCAGGAACAUCUCAGUGUCUGUCAGUGGGUCUCAUGUAGUAAUGUCUGGAGAUUCAGUAACUCUGAACUGCAGCAGUGACUCAAACCCUCCUGCAGAAAUCAGCUGGUUUAAAGGAGAAACACUUGUAGGAUCUGGAAGAAUCUUCAGCAUCUCCAAGAUCAGCUCUGAUGACAGUGGAGAAUACAAGUGUAGAGCCAGAAAUGACCAUGGAGAGAAAUACUCUGAUCCUGUGACUUUAGAUGUUCAGUGUGAGUUUAUGAUGGUUCAGCUAUUAAAACUGACAAAGGCAGUAUUUGAAUCAAUUUAA
Danio rerio (zebrafish) is the source of this 1817-nucleotide messenger RNA. The record is from RefSeq and is a predicted model, not a curated record. Lineage: Eukaryota; Metazoa; Chordata; Actinopteri; Cypriniformes; Danionidae.